GUGCACUGUCAAUGCUAUUCCUAGUUACAUUCAGCAUGUGGGCGAUAGUAUCAUCCCAAUCUAGUGUGAAUCUCUACCCAACAACUUUCCAGCUAUAUUAGUCCAGAUAGUAAACGAAUAGGGACAAACAAAAAACAAGUGUUCUCUACUCUCAUCUCUUUCUUUACAAAAUACACAUCCGUGAGUAAUGCCCCAAGUUCUUAUCCUCACUCGAGCACUUGAAAACCUUUUUUCCAUAUAAAUUAUGACAUGCCGGUAAAAGCAGAUUCCGAACAUAGAACCCCAUAAAUCAAGCAACAAUUGUCAACCCUGAAGUCAGAUCAAUAGAGGUUGACUUGAUCCUGAGACCUAAACACUAAACCGAUAAAACCGGAAUCUAAACCGGAUAGUUUGAUCUCCUUACUUUUAUAAUUAAAACUGUGUAACUAAUAAAGGACACCCACGAAAUGCCAAUAUCUCUUCUCUAUCCUCUAACCUCUGCGCGCAAGAUCGUUCCACUAUGCUCGCCCGUGACUCUAAUGGUCUGUGACUGUAAUGCAUCUCUCUCCAUUUUUUAAUUUUAAUUCCCGCUUUAAAAAAAAAACAAUUCCUCAAAAUUUUAAUUCAUUUCCAUAUAUACACAUCGUUCUCUAAUGGCAUAUUCUGUCUCUUAAUCAUCGCCAUGUCCUCCACUCUCAUCCUUCUCUUCUCUCUCUUCCUCUUAGCCUUUCCCUCCACCUCCUCCCGUCCCCACCAUCACCACCACAACUCUCCUCCGCUCAAUCCCUCCUCGUCUACUGCCUCUCAGAUCCGUCUCGCCUGCAACGCAACUCGUUACCCCGACCAAUGCCUCUCUUCACUAUCCCAACCAGGUCUUGUCCCUCCGGAUCCCACCCCACCUCAGAUCAUCCACUCAGCGAUCUCCGUCUCUUUCAAAAACCUCGAAACAGCUCAGUCCAAACUCAAGUCUAUCCUGGACGCGUCCGUAGGUAACCUAAACCGCACCAACGCCGCGAACACGUGCCUCGAGCUGCUCUCUUACUCCAAACGCCGCACCCUAUCGGCGGAUCACGCUCUGACACGUGGCCGAAUCAAAGACGCUCGCGCUUGGAUGAGCGCUGCUCUCGUUUACCAAUACGACACAUGGUCAGCGCUCAAGUACGUCAACGACACAACCCAAGUCGGAGAAACGAUGUCGUUUCUCGACGGAGGGCUCCUCCACGUCACCAGUAACGCGCUCGGCAUGAUGGUAUCGUACGAUAACUUCGGAGACAAGUUAGCGUCGUGGACUCCUCCAAGAACGGAGAGGGACGGGUUCUGGGAGAAGACUGGGCCGGGUAUGGGCUCGGAUCCGGGUACUUUGGGUUUCCCUUCCGGUUUAAAAGAAGACGUCACGGUCUGCAAAACCGGGAAAUGCCGUUACAAGACGGUUCAAGAGGCCGUUAACGCGGCGCCUGAUAACAACGGAGUGCGCAAGUUUGUUAUAAAGAUUAGCGAAGGAGUGUAUGAAGAGACCGUUAGGGUUCCGUUUGAGAAGAAGAACGUGGUCUUCAUCGGAGACGGCGUGGGCAAAACGGUCAUUACAGGAUCUUUGAACGCCAGGAUGCCCGGGAUGAGCACGUUCAAAUCUGCAACUGUCGGAGUCAUGGGAGAUGGUUUCAUGGCUCGUGAUAUAACGUUCCAAAACGCGGCGGGACCAGAGGGUCACCAAGCGGUUGCGUUUAGAUCCGACAGCGACUUCUCUCUGCUUGAGAACUGUGAGUUCCUUGGGAACCAAGACACACUCUAUGCACAUGGUCUCCGUCAGUUUUACAAAAAAUGCCGUAUCCAAGGGAACAUUGACUUUAUCUUUGGAAACUCAGCUUCAGUUUUCCAAGACUGUGAGAUCCUUAUCGCGCCGCGUCAAGUGAACCCCGAAAAGGGCGAGAAAAACGCUGUCACUGCACAUGGAAGAAUUGACCCGACGCAGUCAACGGGAUUCGUGUUCGUGAACUGUUUGAUAAACGGGACGGAGGAGUACAUGAAACUGUAUAAAGCUAACCCUAAGGUGCAUAUAAACUUCUUGGGGAGACCGUGGAAAGAGUUCUCGAGGACUGUCUUUAUAGGCAGCAAUAUGGAGGCUUUGAUAUCUCCUGAUGGUUGGUCACCGUGGGGCGGGGAUUUUGCUCUUCAGACGCUGUAUUAUGGAGAGUUUAAGAACACGGGUUUGGGAUCAGAUAGGUCACGGAGGGUUUCGUGGAGCAGCGAGAUACCAGAAGAGCAUGUUCAUGCGUACUCGGUGGCUAACUUUAUUCAAGCUGAUGAGUGGCCUUUGAUGUCUGGUUGAAUCGAGUCAGGAAUAAAGGAAAAGCUUUAUAAGAAGUUUAACCAUUGUACUUUAGUUGAGAACAUUUAUAACACGACCCAAAAAUAUAAAACUUUGUAUUCAUGUUAGUUUAUAUUAAUUGAAAGUUUAGAACA
Molecule: messenger RNA, 2439 nt
Organism: Brassica rapa (field mustard)
Lineage: Eukaryota; Viridiplantae; Streptophyta; Magnoliopsida; Brassicales; Brassicaceae
Product: probable pectinesterase/pectinesterase inhibitor 51
Biological process (GO): cell wall modification
Molecular function (GO): enzyme inhibitor activity; pectinesterase activity
Source: RefSeq, a predicted model, not a curated record